AUGGGAUACCUAAGAAAGAUAUGCGUUGGAGCAGCUGCAGUUGUCAGCUCAGCAUUGCUUGGGUAUUUCUUAUACAAGAAUUAUUUUCAAUCGAAAGAGGUAUGACCAUUGAAAAAUUGUCAAACCACAUUCGAAAAUCUGGCAAUCAUAUAGUAACGAUAUUUUUUUUAACAGGACAUCGAUGAAGGAGAAGAUGAUUCAUUUAAAACUGAAUCAAAUUCAGCAGAAAUUAAUGAAACUCAGAGCAUGAUUUCAGCUGAAGAUGUUAACGAAGCUGAAAACGGGAAUUCAACUAAAGUCGUUAACGAAGCUGGAGCCAGCAACACCAGUCAGUGUUCAACCCAGCAUCAAUCCAAAAAUAAGGGCAAAAAACCACCGAGCAAGUCUACAACAGGCUAUAUGGGCCUUCGCAAGGGUUUCCUGCUGAAAUAG
Paramuricea clavata is the source of this 432-nucleotide messenger RNA. The record is from the annotation of a GenBank genome assembly. NCBI's taxonomy places the organism in Eukaryota, Metazoa, Cnidaria, Anthozoa, Malacalcyonacea, Plexauridae.